AUGGGAUAUCGCUUAGGUGAUUUAUUUAUCAGCGUCCUCGAUGACUUUGACUUAUCAUCCACUAAACGAGAUGGUCCCAGAGGCUUCGAGCGCACAGGAACGAUACCCUUCAUGUCGUUACACAUUCUCGUGCUAAAAGCGAUCGCAGGCAAGGUCGAGCAAAUAAGGAACAGACCACUGGAUGAAUGUUUGACAGGUGAUGUCAUGGGAAAAAACCAACUAUCUGGCGACGGUGAUGAAAUAUGUCCAACGCCAUCUCACGAAGGAAACUUCAAAAUUGCCAUGUAUUGCUUAGAGGUGAUUCACAAAUAUACAGGCCCAUUCGCGUUCGUUCCAGCGGACGAUGAGGAGGUAUUCUUGAUAUGGCUCCAUCACCAUGUCCCGGUGCUUGUGCGUGAAGGCAAUCUCCUUUCUGUCCAUGCAGCAGACUUGUGCCCCUCCCCUGCUGGUGGCAUGAAUGCGACCACCCGAGCUGCAGUACGCUAUUGUGUCCGCGGUCUACUUGAUACAACAUCCACGAACUUUCCUGGCUCGGUGUCGAUGCACGGACCUCCCGUGGCGCUGCAUGUUGCCAAGAGCACAAAUCGUACCCUCCCAGACGUUGACCUCGACACAGUAGCUGCACGUUUCCAAGAGCACUCAAACUGUACCCUCCCAGAUAUUGAUCUCGGCGCAGUAGGUGCACGUUUCCAAGAGCGUAACUUCCACGCACUUCUGAUGAUCGGCGGCUUGGAGGCAUUCAACGCGCUGCUGAUCCUUGAGGCUAAAUACUACCCUGCAUUCCACAUCCCAAUGGCUCGUCUCCCAGUUCCGAUAUCUAAUAACGGUGCCAAUGACAGAGUUCAGCUUGAGUAG
Molecule: messenger RNA, 855 nt
Organism: Suillus subalutaceus
Lineage: Eukaryota; Fungi; Basidiomycota; Agaricomycetes; Boletales; Suillaceae
Exons: 4
Coding region: 1-855 (284 amino acids)
Biological process (GO): fructose 6-phosphate metabolic process; fructose 1,6-bisphosphate metabolic process; canonical glycolysis
Cellular component (GO): 6-phosphofructokinase complex; mitochondrion
Molecular function (GO): AMP binding; ATP binding; identical protein binding
Source: RefSeq, a predicted model, not a curated record